This is a messenger RNA of Arachis ipaensis, 926 nucleotides long. The record is from RefSeq and is a predicted model, not a curated record. Lineage: Eukaryota; Viridiplantae; Streptophyta; Magnoliopsida; Fabales; Fabaceae.
GAAGAUAGACCUCAAGAUAAGAGAAUAGCAGAGCUGUCACGAGAAGAUAUCAUGCAACUUCAGUUUACAGAUGAGGAAGCUGUUUAUCGAUUCUACAAGACUUAUGCAAUGAUGCACGGUUUCGCUGUGAGGUUGGAUGAAGUCAGACACGAUAGCAAUGGUUGCAUAAUUAUGCGCCAAAUUGUUUGCAAUCGGGCGGGCUCAAGAAAGGAAGAGGUUGAAAAGGACGAAAGAAUCAGGGACCACCGACCCCUAACUCGAAGUUGUUGCCGGGCGAGAAUUCGUGCAAGACUAGAUAGAAAAAUUCAUAAAUGGAAGGUUGUUUUGUUCCAUGAAGAGCACUCUCAUGGAUUAGUUGAUCCACUCGACGUUAGCAUGAUGCCUGAGUAUCGCACAUUCAGUGUCUCGGAUAAAGCUCAGGCGAAGAAUUUGCACGACAUAGGCAUCAGGACCUAUCACAUCUUGUGAUACUUGGCUGCUCAAAAAGGUGGAUAUGCAAACUUGUCAUUCAACCAAAAAGAUAUGUACAACCUCAUUACUCAACAUAGAAAGAAAAAGGUGAAGGGUGGUGAUGCAAAUGCUACAAUAAGCUACCUGAGAGGUAAAGCUGGGAAUGAUUCUUAUUUCUUUGGCAAGUACACAUUAAGUAAUGAGAAUUGAUUGGAAAAUUUGUUUUGGGCUGAUGGGACUAGCCGUAUUGAUUAUGAGUGCUUUGGGGAUGUCUUGACAUUUGAUUCAACUUACAAUAGGAACGUCUACAAUAAACCACUUGUGAUAUUUUCUAGUAGCAAUCAUCAUGGGCAGACCGUCAUAUUUGGAUGUGGUCUUCUUGUUAAUGAGGAUAUUGGUUCAUACAAGUGGCUCUUGGAAACUUUUUUGGAAGCAAUGGGGAAUAAACACCCUAUGGCAGUUGUCACCGAUGGAGA